AUGAAAAAAAAAUCUAAAAAAAAGUCAGAAAUAAUUUAACAUAUAUGUGUUUAUGAUGGACAUACUCCAUAUGGCAUAUGUAUGUACAAUCAAUGUCAAUAUAAAGGAUUUAUCUGUAUUUUAUGUUGGUUAUUGUAUCAUAUGAAUCAUUUAAAUUAUACUUUUCCUUAGAUUGAAGCUAGAGUGAAAUUAAUUAUAAGAUUAAUUAAAUAGAUUGCAUUUCAAUUUAGUCUUAGUGGAAAUGAAGAUUAUUCUGAAUACUUGGAUAAUUUUACUUAAAAGUUAUGGCUAUUAGAAUUAAAUUAGACAGAAUAUAAAUCAAAUAAAUUGUAAAAAGAAAUAACAUUAAUAUAAAACAUACGAAUGUUAAGAUAAAUAAAAAAAUAAGUAACUCUUAGUCAAGAAUAUCAUGAAUACUAUUUUAAUUAAAUGAAGUAACUUUUAUUUAGUCAUUCAAAAAUUUAAAGAGAUCAUAUAUAGAAAAACAAUAUUUCAAUUAAUUUAAUGACUAAAAUACUUCUUUUUUGUAUAUUAAUAGUUAUUCUACUAAAAAUUAUAUUAGUAUUCAAACUCAAGGACAUGUGA
Molecule: messenger RNA, 585 nt
Organism: Paramecium pentaurelia
Lineage: Eukaryota; Ciliophora; Oligohymenophorea; Peniculida; Parameciidae
Source: the annotation of a GenBank genome assembly